UUAUGAUCGUCUUUGGCCUUCCUGUUUGGAAAAGAAAUACCUUCUACUGAGAUCAAGAAAAGUGGGACCGUUUGACUCACCACAAUGAACUUUAUAAAGGACAACAGCCAAGCCCUUAUUCAGAGGAUGGGCAUAGUGGUUAUAAAGCAAAUCUGUGAUGACCUAUUUGCAUCGAACGUUCUCAACGGGGAAGAAGUUGCCAUCAUUUGCAGUCAUCGGGUGGAGCAGGACAGUGCACGAGACAUCGUCCAUAUGAUUUUGAAGAAGGGCUCAGCGGCCUGCAACCUCUUUCUUAAGAGUCUUGAAAACUGGAAUUCUCCUGUGUAUCAGGACUUAAUUGGACACAGUCUUUUUCAUCAGAACUUGGAAGAAGACUUGGAUGUUCUGGCCCAGAGUCUAAAAGACUUCUACAACAGCCCUGUUUUUAAGAACUUCUUUCCUCUGGGUGAGGAUAUCGACAUCAUUUUCAAUCUGCAGAUCACCUUCACAGAACCUGUCUUGUGGAGGAAGGACCAUCGUCAUCACCGAGUAGAGCAGAUGACCCUGGGCAGCCUGCUGGAGGCUCUGAAGAGUCCCUGCCUAAUUGAAGGGGAGUCUGGCAAAGGGAAGUCCACCCUGCUGCAAAAAAUUGCCAUGCUCUGGGCCUCUGGGAACUGCCCAGCUCUGAACCAGUUCAAAUUGGUCUUCUUCAUCCGCCUGAGCAGUGCUAGGGGUGGCCUGUUUGAAACAUUGUCUGAUCAGCUCGUGAACAUACCUGACUCCAUCAGCAAACCAACCUUCAGGGCUCUGCUGCUGAAGCUACACAGAAAAGUCCUCUUUCUCCUCGAUGCUUACAAUGAAUUCCAUCCCCAGAACUGCCCAGAAAUCGAGGUCCUGAUAAAGGAAAACCAUCGUUUCAAGAACAUGGUCAUUGUCACCACCACCACGGAGUGCCUGAGGCACAUCAGACACGUUGGCGCCCUGACUGUGGAGGUGGGAGAUAUGACCGAAGACAGCGCCCGAGUUCUCAUCCGGGAAGUGCUGAUAAAUGAACUGGCUGAAGGCUUGUUGCUCCAGAUCCAGGAGUCCAGGUGCUUGAGAAAUCUGAUGAGGACCCCUCUCUUCGUGGUGAUCACCUGUGCCAUCCAGAUGGGCAGUGAGGAAUUCCAAGCUCACACUCAAACCAUGCUCUUCCAAACCUUCUACGACCUCCUGAUACAGAAAAACAGGCACAGACACAGUGGUGGCACUUCAAGUGAUUUUGUCAGGAGCCUAGACUACUGUGGAGACCUGGCCCUGGAAGGUGUGUUCUCCCACAAGUUUGAUUUCGAACUUGAGGAUGUGUGCAGCAUGAAUGAGGACGUCCUGGUGAGAACGGGGCUCCUCUGCAAGUACACGGCUCAGAGGCUGAGGCCCACGUAUAAAUUCUUUCAUAAAUCCUUUCAGGAGUACACAGCAGGUCGGAGACUCAGCAGUUUGUUGAAGUCCAGAGAGCCAGAGGAGGUAAGCAAGGGGAAUAGCUACUUGAAGAAAAUGGUUUCCAUCUCCGACAUCACAUCCCUGUAUGGUAAUCUGCUCCUGUACACUUGUGGGUCAUCCACAGAAGCAACCAGGGCCAUCAUGAGGCACCUUGCAAUGGUAUGUGAGCAUGGCAGCCUACAAGGACUUUCUGUCACCAAGCGGCCUCUCUGGAGACAGGAGUCAAUACAAAACCUGAGAAACACCACUGAGCAAGACGUUCUGAAAGCCAUCAACGUAAAUUCCUUUGUAGAGUGUGGUAUCAAUUUAUUCUCGGAGAGUAUAUCUAAAUCAGAGCUGAGCCAAGAAUUUGAAGCUUUCUUCCAAGGGAAAAGUUUAUACAUCAACUCCGAGAACAUCCCUGAUUAUUUAUUCGACUUCUUUAAAUACUUGCCUAAUUGUGUAAGCGCACUGGACUUCGUCAAGCUGGAUUUCUAUGGAAGAGCGACAGAGUCCCAGGACAAGGCGGGAGAGAACGGCUCUGGAGUCCACACGGAAGGGCCCUCGGAAACCUACAUCCCCAGUAGGGCUGUGUCUUUGUUCUUCAACUGGAUGCAGAAAUUCAAGACUCUAGAGGUCACACUCCGAGAUGUUAGCAAGUUGAAUAAACAAGACAUCAAAUACCUGGGGAAGAUAUUCAGCUCCGCCAGCAACCUCAAGUUGUAUGUCAAGAGGUGCGCAGCCGUGGCGGGAAGGCUCAGCUCAGUCCUCAGAACCUGCAAGAACAUCCACUCGCUCAUGGUGGAAGCUAGUCCCCUCACCACGGAGGACGAGCAGUACAUCACGUCUGUGACCGACCUCCAGAACUUAAGCAUUCACCACCUCCACACUCAACGGCUGCCAGGUGGUCUGGCUGACAGCUUGGGUAAUCUGAAGAACCUCGUGAAGCUCAUCCUGGAUGACAUUAGGCUGAACGAGGAAGAUGCUAAAAGCCUAGCGGAAGGCCUGCGAAACCUGAAGAAGAUGCGUUUACUUCAUUUGACUCGUUUGUCUGACAUCGGGGAGGGGAUGGACUACAUAGUCAAGUCUCUCUCGGAAGAACCCUGUGAUCUACAAGAGAUGAAGUUGGUGGACUGCUGUCUGACCGCAAAUUCUCUGAAAAUCCUAGCACAGAAUCUUCACAAUUUGGUCAAGCUGAGCGUUCUUGAUAUGUCAGAAAAUUAUCUGGAAAAGGCCGGAAAGGAAGCUCUACAGGGACUGAUCGGCAGGCUUGGCGUGCUAGAACAGCUAAGCGCGUUGAUGCUGCCUUGGUGCUGGGAUGCGUACAUCAGCCUGCCCAAUCUGCUGAAGCAACUGGAGGGGACCCCAGGGCUCGUCAAACUUGGAUUGAAAAACUGGAGGCUCAGAGAUGAAGAGAUUAGAAGUUUCGGUGAAUUUUUGGAGCUGAAUCCUCUGAGAGACUUGCAGCAGUUGGAUUUAGCAGGACAUGAUGUGAGCAGUGACGGAUGGCUUUCUUUCAUGGAUGCGUUUGAGAAUCUUAAGCAGUUGGUAUUUUUUGACUUCGGCACUGAAGAGUUCUUACCAGACGCAGCACUGGUGAGGAAACUCGGUCAAGUGUUAUCUAAGCUAGCUCUGCUGCAAGAGGCAAGGCUCACAGGCUGGGAGCUUGAUGACUAUGACAUAAGUGUUAUUAAAGGCACCUUUAAACUAGUGACUGCUUGAUGUACCCCAAGCCACCAAAUACUCCGGGGACUCUGCCACUUUCAGCAGAUCAUCAGAAACCACGCAGAAGCUCGGCUGCAGAGCUGGCUCAGGGGUUAAGAGCAUUUGCUGCUCUCAGGGGACAUAGGUUUGAUUCGCAGCACCCACAAGGUGGCUCACAACCGUCUGUAACUCCAGUUCCAGGGGAUCUAAUGUCUUCUGAUCUCUAUGGGUACCCUGCAAGCAAAACACUCGUAUACAUUAAAUAAAAUGUUAAAAUACUUAAAAAA
Rattus rattus (black rat) is the source of this 3428-nucleotide messenger RNA. It is a transcript of the gene Nlrc4, whose product is annotated as NLR family CARD domain containing 4. NCBI's taxonomy places the organism in Eukaryota, Metazoa, Chordata, Mammalia, Rodentia, Muridae. Gene Ontology annotation, biological process: regulation of apoptotic process; detection of bacterium; defense response to bacterium. The record is from RefSeq and is a predicted model, not a curated record.